Pantherophis guttatus is the source of this 18881-nucleotide messenger RNA. RefSeq names its product ankyrin repeat domain 52 (gene ANKRD52). The record is from RefSeq and is a predicted model, not a curated record. NCBI's taxonomy places the organism in Eukaryota, Metazoa, Chordata, Lepidosauria, Squamata, Colubridae. Gene Ontology annotation, molecular function: protein binding.
CACGGCCGGCCUGCUUUCCUCCCUCCGGUGGGCGGGCUGAGUUCCUCCCCGCCCGCCGCCCCACAAGCAGCCGGAGGGCGCCGCGGCAGCCGAAGCGCGAUCGAUGCCGGGAGCGCGGAGGAGAAGGCGGCGGCGCUGCUGAGAGGGGGGGCGGCCCCGCCCGGAGAUGGGGAUUCUCAGCAUCACGGACCAGCCUCCUCUGGUCCAAGCCAUUUUUAACCGUGAUAUAGAGGAGGUACGGUCAUUACUGAGUCAGAAGGAGAAUAUCAAUGUGUUGGACCAAGAGAGACGAACCCCUUUGCACGCAGCUGCAUACUUAGGGGACACCUCUAUCGUUGAACUCCUAAUAUUAUCAGGUGCUAACGUCAAUGCAAAGGACACUCUUUGGCUAACCCCGUUACACCGUGCUGCAGCUUCUCGUAAUGAGAAAGCACUUAACCUCCUCCUAAAGCACUCAGCAGACAUCAAUGCUCGUGACAAGUAUUGGCAAACACCACUGCAUGUUGCUGCUGCCAACAGAGCUAGCAAGUGUGCUGAGACUAUCAUCCCACUGCUUAGUAAUGUUAAUGUGGCAGACCGCACUGGCCGCACAGCACUGCACCAUGCUGUACACAGUGGGCACCUUGAGAUGGUAAACUUGCUCUUAAAUAGAGGGGCCAAUCUGAGCACAUGUGACAAGAAGGAGAGACAGCCAAUACAUUGGGCAGCCUUUCUGGGGCAUUUAGAAGUCUUGAAGCUACUGGUAGCCCGUGGAGCUGACAUCACAUGCAAAGACAAAAAGGGUUACACACUGCUGCACACAGCAGCAGCCAGCGGCCAGAUUGAAGUUGUGAAACAUCUGCUGAGGCUUGGAGUUGAGAUUGAUGAACCAAAUUCCUUUGGCAACACUGCACUUCACAUUGCCUGUUACAUGGGCCAGGAUGCCGUGGCGAAUGAACUGGUCAACUAUGGCGCCAAUGUCAAUCAGCCCAAUGAAAAGGGCUUCACCCCCCUGCACUUUGCUGCCGUCUCCACCAACGGAGCCCUGUGCCUGGAACUUCUUGUCAAUAAUGGAGCUGAUGUGAACUUUCAGAGUAAAGAAGGGAAGAGUCCUUUGCACAUGGCUGCCAUUCAUGGACGGUUUACACGCUCUCAGAUUCUCAUACAAAAUGGCAGUGAGAUUGACUGCGCUGACAAAUAUGGCAAUACCCCCCUCCACGUUGCUGCUAGAUAUGGCCACGAGCUGCUAAUUAGUACUUUGAUGACGAAUGGUGCUGACACUGCAAGGCGUGGGAUUCAUGACAUGUUCCCUCUGCACUUAGCUGUUCUCUUUGGAUUCUCAGACUGUUGUCGUAAGCUACUUUCCUCAGGUCAGUUGUACAGCAUUGUCUCCUCACUCAGCAACGAGCAUGUGCUGUCUGCAGGCUUUGAUAUCAAUACGCCAGAUAACCUCGGGAGGACCUGCCUCCAUGCUGCUGCUUCCGGAGGGAAUGUUGAAUGUCUUAACUUGCUGUUGAGCAGCGGAGCUGACUUGAGGAGGAGAGAUAAGUUUGGAAGGACUCCUUUGCACUAUGCAGCCGCGAAUGGCAGCUAUCAGUGUACGGUGACACUAGUCACUGCCGGAGCCAGUAUUAAUGAAGCUGACUGUAAAGGCUGCACCCCCUUACAUUAUGCUGCUGCUUCAGACACUUACAGGAGAGCUGAGACUCAUUCAGGAAACAGCCAUGACACUGAUGAAGAGCCACUGAAAGAGUCACGACUGAAGGAGGCCAUCUUUUGUUUAGAGUUCUUACUGGAUAAUGGUGCUGACCCCUCUCUCCGAGACAAACAGGGAUACACUGCUGUCCAUUACGCAGCUGCCUACGGCAACAGACAGAACCUUGAGUUGCUCCUGGAAAUGUCUUUUAACUGCCUGGACGAUGUGGAAAGCACCAUUCCAGUCAGCCCUUUGCACUUAGCUGCCUAUAAUGGUCACUGUGAAGCCCUGAAGACGCUUGCCGAAACCCUGGUGAACCUGGAUGUGCGGGACCACAAAGGGCGGACGGCUUUGUAUCUUGCCACGGAGAGGGGCUCUACGGAGUGCGUGGAGGUGCUCACCAGCCAUGGUGCUUCUGCUCUUGUGAAGGAGAAAAAGAAGAAGUGGACACCCCUCCAUGCUGCUGCUGCCUAUGGGAACACAGAUUCCCUGCAUCUUCUCAUUGAUAGUGGGGAGAGAGUCGACAUCACUGAUGUCAUGGACAUCCAUGGACAGACCCCAUUGAUGUUGGCAAUCAUGAAUGGCCAUGUAGAUUGUGUCCAUCUCUUACUAGAGAAAGGAUCCACAGUGGAUGCAGCAGACAGAAGAGGCAGGACUGCACUGCACCGAGGGGCUGUUACUGGCUGUGAAGACUGCCUUGCAGCACUGCUGGACCAUGAUGCCUUUGUAUUGUGUCGGGAUUUCAAGGGCCGGACCCCGAUCCAUUUUGCCUCGGUGUGUGGGCAUUCUGAAAUCCUGAGGACCUUGCUGCAGGCAGCGCUCUCUACUGACCCUCUGGACUCUGUAGUGGACUAUAGUGGCUAUUCACCAAUGCACUGGGCUUCAUACAGUGGGCAUGAAGAUUGUCUUGAAUUGUUACUUGAACACAAUCCAUUUGCAUACCUAGAAGGAAACCCCUUUACUCCAUUGCACUGUGCAGUAAUUAACAACCAGGAUGGCACCUCUGAGAUGCUUGUUGAAGCAUUGGGUGCCAAGAUUGUUAAUAGCAGAGAUGCCAAAGGAAGGACCCCCCUUCACGCUGCUGCCUUUGCAGACAACAUCCAUGGUUUACAAUUGCUUUUGCAACACCAGGCUGAGGUAGAUGGAACUGACCAAUUGGGGAGGACCCCUCUUAUGAUGGCUGCUGAAAAUGGCCAGACAGCAGCAGUUGAGUUCCUGCUGUACAGAGCAAAAGCAGAUCUAACUGUGCUGGAUGUCAACAAGAACACAGCUCUUCACCUGGCCUGCAGUAAGGGUCAUGAAAAGUGUGCCUUGUUGAUUCUGGGGGAAACCCAAGACCUUGGCCUUAUCAAUGCAACAAACAGUGCUCUACAGAUGCCACUCCAUAUUGCAGCUCGAAACGGAUUGGCCUCUGUUGUCCAGGCUCUGCUGAGCAGAGGUGCCACUGUGCUUGCUGUGGAUGAAGAAGGUAUGCAUCAUUCACAUCUGGAAGCUCAAGGCCAUACCCCAGCCUUGGCUUGUGCCCCCAACAAAGACGUUGCUGACUGCCUGGCACUUAUCCUUUCCACCAUGAAGCCUUUUCCACCUAAAGACGCCAUCAGCCCUUUCAGCUUCAACCUCCUCAAGAACUGCGGCAUUGCUGCCAAGACAGCCGCCUGCAGCUCCCUGCCCAACGGGAACAGCUGCCCCUACACCAAGGAUAGGCACAAUGCCAUCGGCUUAGAUGGCUGUUAUUCGGAAUAGCUUAAAAAAAAAAAACAACGAUGAUGGGUGAUCUAGUAUCUCUUCUAUUUAUUUAGGAAUUCUAUCAAUAUAGGACACUUUAAAGGAGAACAAGACUGGGAAUGGGCCUUCCAAAAGGUCCUAGGAACCAAAAAAAAAAAAGGAAAGAAAAAAAAACCCUAGAGAAAGUGAUCUCAGCUUCUGCAUCCUACCUAGAUACUUGCUUUGACCACUAGCAUUUCUUUUGCUAUCAAAAUUAACAAAAAGAAGUGUGGGUUUUUGAACAGAUUCAUCCUUUUAAGGCGCUUUUGUUUAAAAUUAUUCUGUGAAGCUUUAAAAAAAAAAAUAAUCUGCUUGUAUUCUUCUUUCCCUUGCUGUUUGCCAAAGGGUAUUGCCCAGUUCUUCUGAGUUCAAUGUUUUUAAAGCGACCCACAUUUUUCAGUCCAAUUCCUCAAGGCUUGUUGCUUUGAGUGAAGAGCCAAUUAAAUUUAUUUCAUGCAUGGGGUUGUGGCAGCAGCCAAAGGGCCUGAAUUUGAUCAUCUGGAUCAUCUUAACUGUGUCUCCCACACUUCCCCUCUGGCAGGCCACCUUAUCAUUUGGGAUCAUUUUCUCUGUGCCCUCAGAGUGAAAAUAAUUCCGAGGGACCCAGCAGUAUAGGCAGGGAGCAGAAGCUUGAAUUGCUGCUGCUUUUUGUUUUGCAUUUUGAAAUGAGGACAGGGAGGUUGAUCAAUGAAGGACCGCCAAGAAAGGCAGCAGCUGCUGGCAAAGUGACACUAUCAUUGCUUCUUCCCGUAUGGUAACUUUUGUUUGUUUGUUAGUUUGUUGUGCUCGCCCUUUUUGAUUCCAGUGAAAAACACUUGAACUGAGAACUACUGUACCUGGAUACUCUGAUACUUUAGGCAGCUCAUAGUCCCUUGCGUGCACCAUGGAUGCUGUUGCCAACCAACGCGGUUCCUUUUUAAAAAAAAAACAAAAAACUUGUAUAUGCGCUGCCAGAAUUAUUCCAACCACAUCAGGCACUUUAGGGAUCUUCUGUUUUUGGAGGCUGGUUUUUUGUUUUUUUUGUUUUUUUAUGUGGUGGGGGAGAGGGAAGGUUAUCGGGGUUGCAAAAUGUUAGGUCCCCAAAGAGAUUUUUUUUUGUGUGGUUCCCCCUGCCCCCUCCUGUCUCUGUGUUGUGCAGUGUUUCCCAUUAGACAAGUCAGUGUUGCCUAAAAAAGUUAUUUAUAAAGAAGCAAGCAUUUUAUCUUUUGAAAAAUAGCAAAAAGAAAAAAAAAAAGCUUUCUGCAAGGAGAACAAUGCACUUCAGAAUCUUACAAUCCUACAUUUGUAUUUAUAAUUUUUCCAACUAGAAUAACAUCCAGCAGAUUUCAUUAGAGGGUGUGUGUGUAUUUGUCUGUCCGUCCAUCCAUGGGUGGGGCUAGUAUGAGUGCGUAUUUUUUAUUUUAAAAUUCCUAUUUAUUACACAUUUGAGAGUGCACUGUUUUUCUUUUUGUACUGUAAACUGUAUCAUGUGUAGAAACUAACAACAACAAAAAAAAAGAUUACCAUAUCACAAAGUAUGUUCAAAGCCAAAGAUUGGGAUGUAGCAAUCAGAUGAAAGCUGCUGGGGCAAAACUUUAUGACCUAAUAAUCUUUUCCAUCGCUUUCCCAGUCCUGCAGAGCUGUGGUAGGCUUGGGACUGCGUUUAGCAGAACAUGUGAAUUUUCAGAAAGAAUUAUCCCAAGGCAUAGUGUGUUUGGACCAGCAAGCUUUAAGGCUAGUAACCCUGGGAAACAAACUGGUUUUUAUUUCCCCCCAGGUGAUCUUCUUACAGACUCUCUUUGAUUGUUAAGGAGAAUAUAUGAGCCAGCUGUAGACUUGAAUUCUUUUGCAUCAUGGUGCAUUUUACACUUUGAACAAUGUAUAGGAAUUUAAAACCCAGAAUUUAAAUGGACAGGCAAACUAUACCUCCUCUGCUCUGGCCUUUUCAUUACCAGAUUUAUGAUGCAGAGUGGACACCAAUGCAAUUGCUAGAGCCUUAUUUAUUUGCAUUGACUGGUUUUCCAAAAAAAUAAUAAUAAUAGAAGAAUCAGGAAACAGCAAACUUAAGAGAGUGUGGCUAAUGGCUAGAUCUUUCAAAGAGGAGAGUUGAAUCGGGAAGUGAGAAAAGAUUAUGAUGAAAUAAUAAGUGUAGACAAGACACAAAUCCCUUCCUUUUGGCACUGUUUGAAUUUACCAAAGCCAAAUUCCUACAGCCAAAUGACACAGCCACUAUCUUGCCCUUUGCCAAACAGUGCAUUUUUUAAAAGGAUAUGAUCACUUUGUUUUUCUUCUCUUUUUAUGGAUCCUUCUUCUGCCCCAUCCCCUCACACCCAGCCUCCCUCCCCCUCCCCCCCCCCCAAAUGGGCUUUGUCUCAGAGAUUUAUUACACGUCAUUUGGGAUCAGUUCUUCUAAGUAUUUGCUAAAUUAUUUAGUUUGUUUCCUGCAUAUGGAUAGAUUGCAAAAAAAAUUAAAAAAAAUGGGGGCCUUAAAGGUAGUGAAUUCUAGUCUUUAAACAAACCUAACAAUGUCCUUUGACUAAGCCUUCUGCAGAGACUAGGGCACUACUAGCUUAGCUGUUUCUUCUUUCUUUGAUGCCCAAGGAAUCUUAAGAAAUCUUUUCAUUUUUGCAGCUGCCGGGUAAUGAGCGUAUUAAAAGUUUCAAUGCACUUGCCAAAAAAGCACAGCGGACAGCCUGUUGCAGAUUGGCCAUUAAUGUUUUUCACUGCACUAUGGUUGGGUUACUUUUCUCUGCCCUCGGUUACUCCACAUUCUCUACCUUGAAAGAAAGUGUUAACCUUUCUACACCAAAUACCUCACUGUUGGAAUAGAAAUGAACAAAACUUGAAUUAAAGAUUCCUCUUCUCCCCUGUCCCCCAUUUUUUGAUGAGAAAGGUCCUUUUCGGCAUCCUGUAGAUGGAGAGCUCAAAACAAAACAAAAAACAAACCACUUGUUUACAUUUUAUUAGGUACUAGCAAUUCUUUCAAAUUGCCUAAUUUUAUUUUAAGCCUUCUAUGCGCAAUCCUUUCUAUGCCCCCCCCCCAAAGAAGGGCAAAGAGGACAUAAGUUGGGAGGGCCAAAGUAAGUCUGAAGCCACUCUUGGUCAUUGUUUGAUUUCUUUUCAAGGGCUAAAUGAAUAAUCCUCUAAAGGCAGAAACUGGACUGAGACAUUUGUAGGGAAAUGGGUGGGAGAGAUCCAGUGUUUCUUGCAGUGCUGAGAACUAGGAGGCCUUCAGGAAUUCUGUCUCUUCCCACAGGUGCAAUGGUUUAAACCGGGGGGGGGGGGUGUCCAACCUUGGCAACUUUUAAGACUUGUGGACUUCAACUCCCAGAAUUCCUCAGCCAAUUCUGGGAGUUGAAGUCCCACAGGUCUGUAUUCAUCCCAAGCCAUGUCUUUGUGGCCUGGAGGAAUGUGGACUCAUUGAGAAAUCCUAGCACAGUUUGUUCUUAUAGGAGAAAAAAACCCCUUUUUCCCCCUUUUACUUCUAUGUAUUGAAUUGUAGUUGCUUCUGUAACAGUUUUUGGGAAUGAAUAUAGCUUGAAUAGUUGACAAUUUCUACAAGAGACCUUGAACCAAGGAGGUUGAAGGUUCCAUGGACCACAGUCCUUAGAAAGCGGAGAUGCUCCCUUAUCAGUUUUUUUGUUUUUAAAAAAGCAGGAAUGAAAUUUGAAGGAAGGGGCAGAAGCUGAGAUACAAUCAGCAUUCUGAGAUAAGUUUUAGAAUAAGGGAAUUUUCUAACCCUACUGCCAGAUGAAUUGGGCUGGCAUCAAUUUUAUUUCUUACGUUACCUCCUUAUAUUAGAACUAUCAUGGGUUUGUGCAGGACUUCUUUUGCUGAAUUGAUGAAAAGUAAUCAGGCAGGAUCGUCUUUUUAAUUGCAUUCUUGCCACACAAAAAAACAAAAAAACCCCAAGGCAUUCCCUUUCUUACAUUUCAUCCUAAAAAUGGAAGAUAUGACAAUCAAUGUGAUCUUUUUAAGGGCUUCAGCGUACUUAGCUCUGUAGCAUCGCACAUUAUUAUAUUUCUAGUGUUCCAUUUAACUUUUUCCUUUUCCUUUAAAAUGAUGACGAAGAAAAAAAAAUGGAGUGGAAACAAUUCCAGCAGCGCAUAUCUAAAUUAAUAUAUUUUGUUGCUUUUUUAAAAAAACAAAGAAAUGGAGGCAGCAGUUGGGUUGGGUGUAAAGAAAUGUGGCCAGCUCUAUUUUAGUUGCCAGUCUUGUUCUCCUUUAAUGCUGUAACAUGUACAUUUUGACAGCACAGCUUGACAGUUUUAAGUAAUAAUUCAAAUGUCUGGUGGUAAUAACUUGCAUUAUUGUGCUAAGAUGAGAGUUGGUUUUCCCUGGUGCAUUGUAAAAGAGGGCUGGAGGCAAACUUCCUUUUUUACUUCCUCUCUUUUCUCCCACCACCCCUUCCCUCCAGUAUUCUGCAAGCACAUUUGACUUCCUGAUGUGCAGUAUUUUACACAGGGUUGGGAGAAAACGGGGAGUGGGGGCAGAAGAGGAUCUUGGCUUGCAGCUUCUUCCUGUUGCCAUCUUCCUUAGGAAUGGCAUAAAAUCUAUUUUAACCGUGCAUCCUUCUUUGCAUCUUAGAAGACCCUGCUCAUAAUAUUUCUGGAUGAUGGUUUUUUGUUUUUUUUUUCCUUUCCUUUUCACUUGUCUCAAAAAGCAAUCAUGGGGCUUCCCUUCUUAACCAAUCCAAAUAAGGAAGUUUUUCUCCAACCACCUUUCUCCGAAGCACUUGCUUUACAAGUUAAAAAAAAAAAAGCACUUUUGUUUAAAAGCAUGAGGGUCUGAUUCCCCCUUUUAUAGCAACCUAUAGGAGAAAGGCCAGCAAGGGAAUACGGGAUCAGGAAAAGCCUAUUUUCCUUUUUGUCCCUCCCCCCACUUUUUUUUUUUUUAAUUCUUUAGUCUAUGUUGGGUGGGAGGUGGGUGGAGAAUUCUUUUUAAUUUACUUCAGGGCUCUAGAGUCAUGGUUCUAGGGUUCAGAGAAUUAGAACAAAGGGAAGUUGUGUUUUAAAAAAAUAAACAGCACAAAUACAUUUCAGCUUGACAAGUGUAUUUGCACUGCCAUUGUUAGAUAAAUGGGCCUUCCGCUGGGAGCCCAGCUGAGCCAUAUAACUAUUGACAAACACUGAAUGUAAAUGUCCUUGUAGUGGGCAAGUACUGAGAAGCGAUAAAUUGAUCAUAUAUUCCUAAGUGGGCACUUCAGCGAAUUUAAAAUAAUAGAUCCUGAUAAAAUGAUGCUGUUCCUUUUUUUCUAAAAAUGACUUUAUUUUGUUUACUUUUCCCCAGAGGUUGCUGGAGCUUAAGAAAACCCAUUUGUAGCAUUGCUAUUGUUCAUUACUUCUACAUUUUCUUUGCCCUCUAUCCCCCACCCUUGCCCAAGGAGUUCAAAAUCCCCCUCUAAUAUUCCUAAAGAGUUGUAAUGUAAAAAAUGAACUUAUAGGAUUGGAAUCUGUGUCCCUGAAAAUGAUUUGUAGAUUAGCACCCACAACCCUUGUAUAUUAUCUAGUCUGGUUUCUUGGUUCGGUGCAGUGGAUUACCAAAGGGGCCUGUCUCUGGCCAGCUUCUGUACAGACUAAAUGUGCAAGAGACUUUGAAUCUCCUUUAGGGCUAAUGCUCACUUUGUAUUGAGAGCUAGAUCCAAACAUUUUGGCUUCCUUCUGGUAGGAACGUGAUAGUUGAUCCAAGGACAGAAUACUUUGCAGGUAGGCAAAUUGGGGUGGAAAGAUUCCUCUAAUGAUAGGAAUUUUUAAACUCCAGCCAGUAUAAGGUAUUCUGGCAUAGCUAUGAACCUUAAUGUGAGCAAUCUUCUUCUUUUAAAAAAUAAUAAUAAUCAGUCAUUAAAACAAAUAUCCAAGCAAGUAACCUUCCCUCCUCUCCUUGCUGAGUCUUGGAAAGUAUAUUUAUAUAUCCCAUAUUUAACUUUCCUUCCCUCUCCUCAUUACUCCAUGUAUUUUUCUCAAAAACAUUUUCCAUGUCAAAUUGUCGUGUGAUUCCGUUCUGAUUAGCUAUUUGCCCAAUAGUGCCAAAGAGAUGACAAGAUUAGGAAAGUGGUGAAGAGAGAUUCGGUGAUCUUUCAUAGCAUACUUGGCUUUUUAAAAACAAAUUAUUUAACCUGUAAGCUCAGUUCAGCUUGGCCUUGAGCAUAUUUUUUAUGUGCAGGAAAAUGGUGGUGGGGGGGGGAAGGGCGAAGAACCACCAUCCGUAUUGGAAAUGUAAAUGUGAAAACCUUGAAUUGUUUCAUUACUUUAAACCUUCUCUUGGUGGAUUUUUUUUUUUAAUGGGUGCUUCAGUAUCAAGCAUGUAGCAUUUGAGAAAAAAUGUGACUUCAGCAUCGCUUAACUCCUACAAAGUCAAUGUUAAAGAAGAGAUGGGGAUAUAUAGAUUAUUUUUCCCCACUGAAGCAAGGAGGAAUGUUAAUUGCAGUUGGGAUUCUGUGAACUUUGAAGCAAUGAUUUCAUUCGAAUCAUGAAUUUGGGGGACAAAGAAAAAGCUGUUAAUGUUACAGAUAGGUAGAAAAUAUUUUGGGCUGGGUUGGGAGGGGGAUAGAUCUCUAAAGUCUCCCGUAAGGCAUCUGUAGCAAGUUCUUAGUGUCUUUCUUUCCGUGAUCUAUGUGUAAAUGCUGCACCGAUGUAUAUUAUGCACAUAAAAACAUUUCUUUGAAUAAGAUAGGACAGACCUCAUCUCCAGUCAGGUAUAAACUAUUCUCCUCCUUUUGUGUGUUAGUUUUUCUCUGUGUGUAUGUGUGUGUGUGUGUGUGUAUACCUGUAUGCGAUGAGCAUCUUUUCAAAUUCACUUUUGGUGCAAAAACAAAAGGGAUGAAAAAGAAAAGAAAGAAAAAUAGCCUUACUUUUAAUUCCAAUCCUAUCUUAGUUUGUCAACUUGAAUAUAAUAAAGCAGAAUUGCAUGGAAGUCUUUAAAACUAGCUGAGCCUCGUGUGCACGGUGAGUGGCAGUAAACUUUUUUUCUAAACAAAAAAUUAGUAUGCAAUUUCAGCCACACAGCUUGUAGAAAAAUCCCUGCAUUUUUUUUUAAAAAGAAUGACGCGCGGGGGGUUUGAUUAUACCAGCUUGUGCCUGCUUUGCCUUCUGAAAAACUUGGGAAUUUGUUCCCAUUCCCUUACCUUUCAUGCUGACCAGAAGAGAGAUUUCAUAAAGAACCUUACAUUGUAUUUUUUUUUCUCAUGAAACCAGUGUUUUCCAGAUUUCCAACCUAUUUGGACAUCAGGUGUACUGACAGUACAGAUUAACAGCAUAUUUAGUUAUUGAAUAUGGGGGGGGGGGGGGUUAGGGAGGAAAAUAAGGACAGAUACAUCAGCAGAUGGUUCAGAUUAUCUGCUUUCCAAGGUAGGGUUGCAUCCUGUCUGGCCUGCAUAAAUAAUUACUACAUUUUAGAUACACCUGCAUUUUGUGCUUCUAUCAGCAGUAGGGAAAAGGCCAAAAAAUGACUGGAAGUGUGGAAAUUACCUCAGGGCUGUCAAACUCGCAGCCCGUAGGCCAGAUGCCUCACGAGUUUGACAGCCCUGCUCUAGUUGGUCCUUUGACUUGCACGGUGGAUAUAUGAAUCUAUUGUGUAAUUUUUGUCCCAGGCAUUUGGUUGCAGCACUGUAAAUCUGGGAUCCCUCCUGUCAACUUGAUUAUGAAGAUAAAGAGAAAGGUUAGUUUCAAGUCCUGCCUCUUUGUGGUGAUACAAUUAGGGUUUGCCAAUGUACAGCUGUCCCCUCUAAAUUUACCAUUCUUAACGUGGAAUCCUCUGAUUGUUCAUCUUUAAUUUAGGAAAUGCAAGUAGCAUUUCGGGGAGUGGGGGGGGAAAUAAAUGGAAUGGCCUCACAGAAACAAAUGUUUCAGACUUGAGAACAAGCCUAGGUUCUUACAUUCUGGUAAUUUAUUUGGUAUCUGAAAUUUGCACUAAUCGGUUGAAGAUCUCUUAAGCAAAAUUGGAAAUAGAGGCAUUAAUCAGCAGAGCACACUUAGAGAGAUGAGAAGUUGGAGAUAAAUGAUCAAAACCAAAGGGGAAAUUGGUACUGUGGGUUCUUGGAGUUUGACACAGAGAAGACUUCCAUAUUGUGUUGGGCAUCUUGUAGACAAUAUUGAGUGGUUUGGGCUCACUUUUUAGAAUCCCGCAGUGUACCAAAAUAAACUCUUUUUAUACUGACAAAAAACAGAGGCCAGUGAAGGAAUUAGCUUUUAAAAUGAGAGAACCAGAAAAGAUCAUUGUCGAAGGUAAGAUUUGGAAACAUAGCUUUAUGGACUAAAAGUGACUAGGGCAUUAUUGGAUUGUGUUAGUUGCCAGUUAUUAAUAUUUUAAAAGGCAUUUUUCGUUGGUCCACUUGAAGAUAUUUAUUGAAAUGGCUGCUGAUAGUUUUGUAUGCAUGUCCUUACUUGAAUGUUUUGGAAAAAUAAUAGUGAAAGGAAGUUCCUGGAAUGCAAUUGCAGUUAACCUAGGUGUUACAUCAGCAUCUCUGGCUUGCUGACAUUGGAGUAGAGAAGGAGUAAAACUGAGGGAAAUGCAUUUAAAGGCAGCCUGCUGGCAUUUCUCCAAUUUCUUUCCCUGCUUUUCCUCUAUCUUGAGAUUACUCUUUUGGCACUAUCAAACUGACUUCUGAUUCUUUUAGAAAGGGAGAAUGUUAAUCCAGGCAGCUAGAUUUCAAAGUAGAAAUUGAAACAUAUAUUGUAUUGAAAGAAUAUUCUUACAAAUGUUAACCAUUCCAGACGCCUUAGCUACCUGACAUGAAUGUAGCUUGUUUACCUUAUGAGAAGAAGCACCUUACAAUGUUCUUCUAUCUUCCUUGUAGUGAAAAGGCUAAUUUAACAUUGAUAGGUUACAUACAAAGCCCAUUUUGGUAGGAAGGAUUUGCACUGUAUAAGGGGAGUAUGAUGGUAGUUGGGUCAGGUCCUUCUCAAGUGUGAAGUCUAAAUUGGCUCCCCCGUCUCAUUUUUUUGCCUAACUUCACUUAACUCUUAUCCUUCAUCUCAUAAAGAAAAGCAGGCAUCCGAUUUAGAAUUUAUUUUUAUUUCCCCUUCUCUCAAUUUUCUCUUGUAUACCAAGGUGACGGAACUCUUGGGGUUUUCUUUCCUAAAGUGAGCAAUGCUUAGUCAUAAAGCCUUAUGAAGUAUGCUAGCUUAGUCCGUGUGAAAGUUGGAGGAUAUUGGAUCUCAGGUGGAGUGGGAUGAUGCAGGACGUUAAUUUAGCUUCUUCAAACCUAACAUUGCCUUCUUUCUGUUUCUGCAGUCCAUACAUAUUACUCUAGUACCUUAAAAAUUAGUUGCGGGUAUGGUGACUCCAUUCUUUGUAUGUUUGGUUUUGAGAUUUAUAAUCCCACUUUUCUGGGGUGAGAACACCAGCUUUGGGAAAGCGGAACUAAAACAAAAUGUGUGUUAAUUCUUGCUAGGGUAGUUUUCUUUCUGCCCUGCUGUAAUUUGAUGCUAUGUUGUAUAGAUUCAGAGCUUUUUAAAAUUGCACUAAAUAUGUAUGUGGCAAUUUCUGAUUUUUCAUUUAAUUUCUCCUCUCCCCCCCUCCCCCCCCCAAAAUCAAGCAGUUUCUUCUGUUAGUAGGGAAUGGCAUAAGUUAUUUGCCAUAUCUGUUAUUCUUUUUGGCUUUCUAAUGGAUCUUGCUUCCUUUCCCACUAAAGCAGCACUGUAUCGAACCUAAUGCUGGAUUCUUAAAUUUCAUUCUUAUUUUUUAAUUCUUGUGCUAUUUUAUUUUACAAAUUAAUCUUUCUGUCCACCCAAAUUAAUACAUUUUAUCAAUUACUGCCGUUAUCUGUUUUCACUUCUAAUAUUUGCCAGUGAUUUCAAUGUAUAGGAACAGGGCUGCAAUGCAAGACUUCAGUCCCAGAGCUUUGAGCCCUCCAGGCUUCUAUCAAAACACAGGUGGAAGUUUAUAUUUACAAGUUUAUAUUUACAAGCAGAAAUUGAGAAGUAGACUUUCUCUCCUUCCCCACCAGCCCUUCCCCACCUGCUAGGUUUUCACAUGGGAAAAGAUGAUGCAAGCUAUAGCUGAGAUGUCACCCUCUCCUUUUCUGGCACCAAGCUUAGGCCUUCCACAAGUCCAAGAAAAACGUGUGUGUUUUUUUCAGAAGUAGUGGCUAAGUAGAACCUAGUUUUGUGCUGAAGAAUUGUAGAAAAGUGGGAAUUACUGGUCAUAUACCUCUGGCUUGGCCCGGUAGUGGGUUUCAAAUCCCGUCGCUACUGGUUUGCUCGUGGAUGCGUGCACCAGAGAUGUCUGGGCGGAGCCUCCCCCCGCUGCUACUGGUUCUCCCGAUCCGUGGUGAACCGGUAGCAACCCACUACUGGCCUGGCCCUUUUCCCCUCAGCACUUGGGCCUUUGAAGCUGAACUAAUUUGGGGUGAGAAUAGGGCCGCCUCUUGCUUUUCUUAAAUAUCCAUCUUCAUAGAAUAAAGUACAAACAGGGUAGUGUUUCUGUAGUAGAUUAAUUAGUAAAAGAAAUCGGCAAUAAAACUAGGCAAGUGUCCAAGCGCUUGCUUAAUAAAGAAAUGAGAAUUAUAAACAGCCAUGCAACUUUCUAGAUAUAAAUCCUAUAAACUACUACUCAUAGUAGCAUCCUCAUAGUAGCAGUCCUUAUCACUUUUCAGACCUAUGUUCGCAUAGAAAAAGAACACCCACUUCAAUGAUUUAUUGAGAAUGUGUUGAGGCAAAUAUGUAUUCCAACUAUAUAAGUGGAAGUGGCUUGAACUCUUAGCUUUUCGCACGUUUCAUUCUUAGUUCUUUUCACAAGAAUCUGUCAAAAGCUCUCAAGUUGCAUUCAUAUGUGAGAAACAAUUAAGUUAUACACCUGACUUUAGACUGUUUACCUUCCAAAUUAAGAAAAGACAGGAGAAAUGUUAUACUGGUGCUGAUUGGCUAAGAUGUGCUUAGUUAUUUUUAUGCUAAGAAUGCAAAUGCACCCCUCAAAAAAAUAGCUUCAUAAUAUUAUUUUUCCACUACUACUUACCCAAGUCCCAUCUUAGCAUCUUCCAGAUAUUCUGGGUGCCAGCGUUCAUCACCCUCACCCAGUGUGGCCAUUGGCCCACAGACCAGAAAUUAGAGAGUUGGCGCAAGAAAUUCAGAGGGCAACAACAUAGAGAGAAGACUACCAUCUUGUGUAAAUUUCAGAUCUAAGCCUCUACUUUAAUUAAUGUUAUGAUGAGCGAUGUAUAGAGUAGCUCAUAUUUCCCGCCUCCCCAAAAAAGGUAGGGGACUCAACAUUCACAACUUCCUAAAGUCUAAUAUGAAUGUUAGAACUUUCAAACCCACUCAGGUGCGAGAAAACAGUAUGUCCUGCAUGUUGCUCAGAGGGAAUAAGUUACAUCAAUGAGACCUGCAGAUUGCCCUUAAUUUCUCCCCACCCCCCACCCCCAGCAGUCUAUUUUUGAAUCUAGGAUAGGGAGACCAUGUUGACAAUCUAACUAGAGCGUGCCUGCCUUUGUUUUCUUGAAGUAGAACUGUGGACGUAGCUAUUAUUACUGUUAGCAUUCCUGUUGCAUGUUUGUUUUGAAUUACUUGGUCAUGCCUUCUCUGCAAUUUGGAAGUCAUGAACUGGGGUGAAAUUGGAAGCUCGGGGCGGUUUUCCUUUGAAGACCUGGAAGAGUUGCUUUCUUUUCCUCCCAUUGGGUUCAUGACAGAUGCAACGCACGCCCCUGUAACAGCCAACCUGCUGGGUUGGGUUUUUUUUACUAGUUGUGGGCUUGUCUUAUAGCAAUACUUGUUGGCUGUGAGCUUGCGGGCAACUUAAAAAGUUACCUGUGCUUGAAAUAGAUUUCUUCUUUGGGAGCAGCAAUAAAGGGGAUAGAAGAAGGGGAGGGAGAAUAAAACUGAUUGCUGUGUUGAGGGUUUGUAGUCCAUUCUUAUAGUUUGUACUAUUGGGUGUUUCGUGUUCUGUUUUAUUUAAAAAAGAAUUGGGGGGGGAGGGUGCAUUAUAAUGAUAAAUAGAAGGAUUUUUAAGUAUUGUGAUAAGAUUCUUUAUAAGCACUGAUUUUCAGCCCCAAUGGGAGCUUUCUGCUUGAAAGCUUCGAUGACCUUUGAUCUCUCAUGUACUGUACCUUCCCCAUAGUUGUCCUCGUUGCUUUUACCAGUUCUUUCCUUCUCCCUUGGUUUCUUUACCCUGAGAUGCACAAAUGGUAUGUACCUUUUAAGGGGGCACCCUAAUUGUGUUUUUUUUUUUGUUGUCUGUGUAAGGUAGAUGCAGCCAAUAUUUUGUGAUUGUGUUUGUUAGGGGUGACUUAGAUGAUAUAUUCUGUCUGCAUGAGCCGCAAACUGUGCUUCUCACCCACCCCCCACCCCCACUUUACUCUGUCUCCUCUCCCCAGCCAUAGCUGCAAGUAUGCAACAAGAGUCGGGGAGGAAAGUGUGAGGGCAUUGCACACAUUGUACACUUUCCUUGUUUUAGGGAGGGAGGGAAUACACAUAUGUAUUUUCCAGCCUGUCUUCUAAGGAUUGAUAAAGAUAUCUUAACUGUUGAUGCUAACUUUUAGCAGAUUGUGGAAAUAACGGUGCAAUUGUUUCAGGGUGGUUUUAAUCAGCAGAAGAUCAGGUCAGGCAUACACACACAGACACACACACACACGGUCCUUGUAUAAAUAAUAUAAAAUCUUAAAAUACGAAUUCACUCAAACACCCCCUUUGCCUAGCUCCUUUUUCUUGGCCGCUGAGCACUUCUCAGUUUCUUGCAUUUCAGUCUGGGACCAAAAAAACCUUAUAACGUAGGUAGCCCAUAAUAGCUAGGAGAACCACAAUAUACUGUCAAAGGAAAUCUUGUCACAUCCACUGAAAAUGGAAACAGAGCGCUAAAGCAGCCUUUUCCAACUGCUGCUGGCUAGAUGUGCUGGAUUUUAACUUGCCCAUCCCUUCGGCUGUACUGGGAUGGGGUACCCUACAGUAUUUUUUCCCCCCUGCUUAAUCUGUAACUGCUGCUUAUAAGUGGAAGGCUUUUUGUCUUCCAUGUUGAAUCAUUUGGUCCAAAGGCAUUCAGAGAAGAGUGCAUAUUCUGACACCACGUCAGUUUAAGCAUUCUGUUAGCUUUAUCUGCACAUUUGAGGCAAGGUUUUUAAUCCUUGGUUAACAUUACCAUAGUAUUUUCUCUUAAUUGCAUGGAGGCCAGUGUGCUUCUCAUUUUCGCUUCAGCAUCAGUUCUUAAGGGAACCGGGAGGGAAAUUGCGCCAGUUUAAAAGUUGUUUUACUAGACUUUUUUCUUUUCCUUUUUGUCUGUUACAGCCAGCUGCCGGAAUGCAGGACACUUGAGGAGCCCUUGGCUCUACAAUAAAAAUUGUUCUCCUCCUCCUUUGAUUAAGCUCUCUGCAUAUGGAGUCAGAGCUAUAGAUUCAGACUAGAGCAGGUCAAGGAUUUCCACUUAAUCUGUUUGAAAAAAACUGAUUUGGAGAAGAGGAAUGGAUCUUAGCAUUUCCCUUUAAAAUUGCUUGCCCUUUGUGCAAGCACUUCACAUUGUGUGCAUGGGUAUUUGCCUGCAGAGUCUUCAUAUAUAUUCAUGACAGGUGGUGUUAAGAUUGGCUAAAGUGGUAAAGUCAAAUCUUGUUUUAUUUCUUUCAUAUUUAAAAUUAAGAGUUUUAGGGUCCCUCUGAUAAAUAAAACAUUUCGUUCUGGAAAGAACUCCGGGAAGUGAGCUUCCCUGACAAGAGUUUUCUGAAACAAAAUCAUCCUUUGUUACCUUUACCACUUUAGGUGCGAUCUGAAUUAAUUCUAAUCUGCAUAAAUUUUAUAUUUUGGGAUAUUUUAUCUCCCAGUCCUUCUCCUCCUGCCAGUGUGGAAAAGCUCUCUAGGAUGAUAGAGAUGCCUGUACUAUAUUAAAAAGAGGAUAGGUGUCUUGAUAUGGAAGUCAGUCUAUAUUUCAACAGUUUGGUUGGGCUAUGGAGAAAGAACGGGUCAUCUUACCUAAUUCUUACAGUAAAAAACCUGAGCAAAUCAGGGCACACAAAACCCCUUCUUGCUCUUAAGAUGCUUCACAUCUUAAAACACCAGGCAAGGAGGGGAAAUCUAUGGCAUGGGAAAUCUCUGUUUCCCAUAAAAACUUUAGUGAGCAUUAAUUUGGGAGGAGGAAUGGAAGGCAGUUCUUAAAUCAGCACCUCAUAUUUACUGUACCUGUUUUGUAUUUGGUCUUUUGUAUUUAAUAGGGUAGAUUGGGAUUGGGAAAUAUUGUGUUUUCACCUUCAGAGCACUGAAUCUACAACCUGCUGAUCAAGACCAGCAUGCAACCAUGUUGACCUCCUCUGAGGCAGGGGCCUUAAUUGGGAUGGUUUAGUUAAGCAGAUAUUUUUAAAUUUGAUUCCUCUGUGUGUGUGUGUGUGUGUGUGUGUGUGUGUGUGUGUGUGUGUGUGCACGUGCAUACGUACGUAUGAGAGUGUGUAUACGUUGUAAUGGGUGAGUGAAGAUGGGAGUAUUGUUUGAAUGGUAAUAUUUUGGGUUUGGGGAUGAAUGAUUGGUUAUUGGAGCAAGAAUGGAAGUGCUGCCUAUGAAGCAUCACCCUUCUCCAUUGCUUGUAUCUUUGGAACCAUAAUGAUUGUGGGGAAGUUUAACUUUGCCCCCUUAUCUUGCUAGUUUUGGAAAGCUUGGACCAAUGUUUAGAAGAGAUUAUUACAAAAAAAAAUAAGCAUUCAAAUCAGCUCACAGGCUUGCCUUCUUACGUGCAGACACAUGAUCUUCCUUCAAACACUGGUUUAAAGCACAAAUACAUAUAUAUAUAUAUAUACAUAUAUAUAUGCCCAAAUGCUCACUCUGAGUGUUUCAGAAGAGGGUUGUUUGGUUACAGGGCAGGAGUUGCCAAGGUCAGUUCACAUUCCCCAAAGUCUGCUUUUAAGCCCAAUGCAAAGGAAGUUCCUGAUAUGCAAUCAGAGUGUUGCUCUUUUGAGACUGAUUGGCAAUCUCCCUUUCUUAUGGAUCUCCUUGCCCUCGUUUUUUCAUUGGAAGCAGUCCCUUCAAUAUUUUUUUUUUUUUACAAAGUAAUUAUGUUUCCCUCAAGAGUUUUAUUCUUAGAUAAGGCAGAUCUAUCAAACCAACCAUCAACUAUUCUUCCUUUUCUUCCCCACCCCGACCCCAGCCUGGUUGUUCCAUGAAAUGAAAACAUUAUGUUAAAGAGAUCUUAUGUAAAAUCAUAUUGAAUAACAAUGCAGUGAGGUAUCACAAGCCAUCCAUCCCCCCCUUUCUACACAUCUCAGUCUUGCGCACAGUGUGGAAGCCACCUUGUAUAAGCCCUUUACAUGAAUUCAGUGAAUGGUUAACUUUUUUUUUUUUUUGUCUCAGAUGAUAUAUAUGCAUUUUCAAAAUUUCUGCAUUACCUUGGGGGAGGGGGAGGUUGGGGGGAAAAGGGUUAACAGGAACUUAAAACUAAAAUUAAAAAAAAAAACAAAGCAUUCAGACUUGAUCUAUUUUCUACAAUGUAUGCUGCGACCAGGUCCUGUUAUUCAUAUUGUGGCUUUGAAUCAAUUAUGUUGAUUAAAAUGCUGUUGCUUCUA